Molecule: messenger RNA, 576 nt
Organism: Habropoda laboriosa
Lineage: Eukaryota; Metazoa; Arthropoda; Insecta; Hymenoptera; Apidae
Exons: 3
Coding region: 10-576 (188 amino acids)
Source: RefSeq, a predicted model, not a curated record
AUUUUACAAAUGGACGAUACACAAUCCGAAACAAUAAAAACACCUGAUGUAGUUGAUACCAGUUUACCUGCAGUAACAGCUAGUUUAGAAAUGCUUACGGUAAAUACAAAUUUACCAGUUCCAGAAAAGAGAAGAGUACUCAGAAGAUUAGUUAAGGAUGACUCUAACGAGAAUCUUAAUAGAAGAUGCAGUUUACGACCAAGAAAAAGGACAUGUACAGAAAUGGAAAAUGAUAGUACAAGAAGAAAAGGAAAAGAAGUAGAAGUUAAAGGUCAAGAAUAUUACUUGAAUAGAAAUUUAAAAAGAAAAUUAAAUACUUUAGAAACAAUUUAUGAAGAAAAAGAAGAUAUAAAUGAGUGUACCACAUAUAUGAGUGCAAAGAGGUAUAAGCGUAUGAUACAGUUCCAAGAAAAUCCUUCAGAUUCUAAGUUAAAGAAAAGAAGAGCUAGAAUUAAAAAGGUAUAUGGAUCAAAGAUUAAUUUCAAACGAAGAUGUGCAUCUAUGCAGACAUUGCUAGAUAAAUUAAGUGGUAUUAGAGCAGAAUCACCUACAAAAAUUGACAGUGAAGUAAAGUGA